Opisthorchis viverrini is the source of this 2046-nucleotide messenger RNA. RefSeq lists its product as hypothetical. Bases 1 to 2046 code for a protein of 681 amino acids. The transcript has 10 exons. NCBI's taxonomy places the organism in Eukaryota, Metazoa, Platyhelminthes, Trematoda, Opisthorchiida, Opisthorchiidae. Gene Ontology annotation, molecular function: protein binding. The record is from RefSeq and is a predicted model, not a curated record.
AUGAAUGUAAGCACAAGCCUCGCCCUUAGAAAACAGCUUAGCACAAAGCAGCAACAUUUGAAGAUAGAAGCCGCACUUGUGGGCGGCUACGUCAUUAGGACGCCAAAUGAAGCUGGAACUACCAAUCAGUUCAUCUACGUCUCAGCACCGACUGGAACUGAUGAAUGUCGCAUAGAAAUUGAGCUUUAUACCAAGGAUAAUCAGAAGGUUGAAGAGGUGCAAGCCGGUGUUUUUAAGUACAUCCAGAAUCGGAGAGAUCUUGAAUUGGCCUACCAACUCCGAGUGAAAGUUCUCCACAAUUCGAAGACGCUGUUUCAGAGGUCAGUGACGUCGAAGCCACUCGGUAUCCUUCCAUUCUAUACAUCUAAUAAUCGCAACUGGGAAAUCUCUUUUCAUUGCCUUCCAGUGAAGGAAUUUGUCGCCAACAUUGAGGCAACGGUGAAAAUUGUGGAAGGAAAUCCGGCUGUUCAAGUUCAUUUCUUCAAUACGGCACCAACCAUUUCAGAAAGCUACUGUUCUAUGGCGUUCCAUGUAACUCAGUCUCUGGGCGGCUCUUCAGUACAAAAGUCAACAAAUCGUCCGUGGGUGCAGUUCGACGACUUAGCACCAGCUUCUGUGUAUACAUAUAACAUUGUGGCUGUAGUAAUGUACGAUACGGUUCAUAUUUAUGAAAGAAUUUUGCCAGCAAUGGAAGCACGAACACCAGAAAUUUCUCUUGAUUUAUCCGUCGAGUUCGGCGAACAUUCGUCUGAAGCUUUGUGUAAUAAAAGUCGUUUGACACCCGAAAGCUUUUUGGUUUUAGUUGGUGAACGCUUCCAGUUGGAAAGUGCACAAGUGGAGAAUCACAAUUUGGAGCUUAGAUGGACAGGCACAACUGCUUGGAACAAGGUGAAAGUUUUGCUGGUCAAUGGGGGACGCACAGCAAAACACGAAUUUCUCGGCAAUUCAGGCAGGAUUGAUGGGCUUCAGUCCUGCUCAUCCUACGAGCUGCUAUUUGAGUUGUACGCGGGUACCAUCCUACUUGCCAUCUCUGACAAUUACAUCUUAUACACGGAAUAUCCAGAUCUUUCUAGUGUCGAAAACCUACAGGUCACGACAGAUGAACUCGGUCAACGUGUAUCUUGGAACCAGAAGACACAUGAACAGUGUCAACUCGAAUACGAAAUAUCGCGUUUAUCUGACGAACCCGAUGUGAAAACGAAGACGGUGCUUGUCAAAACAACCACACACACUUUUACAGAUCUGGUUCCUGGAGUACUUUAUUCUUAUAAAGUGCGCCUGAUGGCUAACCAGGUACCUGUCAAAAAAGUCCCCUUCCCGUCGAUUGUAAUUGAAGUGGCAAACAACCUCAAAUCUACUUCACAAUCUGUAAUAUUCACACCUCCGAGCGGUCUGGAAACAUGCCAAAUAAUCUACACCAUUAUCCGAAAAGGUUCAGAUGGUACAAAAAGAAUGAGUUUACCACAAACAGAACAGGAGAAUCUGCGAGCAGCUAGCGAGUACACGUACCAAAUCGAGGCUACCAAAACAUAUUCUGGAGGGAAAUCAUUCCGUGCUCUAUCGAACCUCCUGAGGUUGCGCACAAAUCCCGUCAUGGAAACUAUCACGUAUUCGGUUCGGAGACUCACUGAUACUUCCGCCGUUAUCAGCUGGAAUCCGCUGCCAGCUGGAAAUCAAGUGGAAUUGGCCAUUUUCCAGGAUGAUGCCACACAAGUGCACUUACUCAACGAACCUUAUUUCACAGUCACGGGAUUGAAAAUGUGCGACUUGCUGGUGGUCAAACUAAGUCUUCUUAACGGAAAUGAAAUCACGUAUGUCGCUCCGAUGAAGAAGUAUAUCCACAUACCAGACUUCCGAGCGUGUGGGACUAUACGGAUAACUCUCCAAAAAUUUUCCUGCAUAAAUUGGUGUCCGUCAGGUCUUCCCACUCUGCUCAUUCCUAUUCACAUUUGUGAUCGACCAGAAAAUGGGGUAAUAGAUAAAAUAUCUUCAAAUGUCUUCAAAUAUCUGCUGACAAAACCUCCUGGAUCUGGAAUGUGCAGAUGA